Messenger RNA from Rhinolophus ferrumequinum (greater horseshoe bat), 1957 nucleotides. RefSeq names its product sialic acid-binding Ig-like lectin 14. Gene Ontology annotation, biological process: cell adhesion. Bases 105 to 1280 code for a protein of 391 amino acids. NCBI's taxonomy places the organism in Eukaryota, Metazoa, Chordata, Mammalia, Chiroptera, Rhinolophidae. Gene Ontology annotation, cellular component: plasma membrane. The transcript has 7 exons. Gene Ontology annotation, molecular function: sialic acid binding. The record is from RefSeq and is a predicted model, not a curated record.
AGCCUCGGCUUCCUGCUGGGGCGUUCUAGGCCACACCCCACACUAUCGGCAUUUCUUUCCCUACAGAGGACCUGGACCCCGGCUCUGCCCUGUCAGAUGCAGACAUGGUGCCUCUGCUGCUGCUGCCCCUGCUGUGGGGAGGGUCCCUGCAGGAGAACUCAGGGUACGAGCUCAGACUGAAGGAAUCGGUGACAGUACAGGAGGGUCUGUGUGUCCACGUGCCCUGCUCCUUCUCCUACCCCUGGAAUCCGCAGUAUUCCUCUGGUGUACUCUACGUCUACUGGUACCGGAGUGGGGACAGCAUAACAUACGAUUAUCCUGUGGCCUCAAACAACCCACUAAAACCAGCAAACACUGAGACCUCCGACCGAUUCCGCCUCCUUGAGGACCCCAGGACCAACAGCUGUUCCCUGAACAUCAGCAAUGCCAGGAUGAGCGACACAGGAAGCUACUUCUUCCGAGUGGAGAGAGGAUAUCUUCUGAAAUAUACUUACAAAGAUAAGAAGCUGAAUUUGCAGGUGACAGCCCUCACAGAGGUACCCCACAUCCACGUUCCGGAGCCUCUGGAGUCCGGCCGCCCCACACGCCUGACCUGCAACCUGCCAGGGUCCUGCGAAGGGGGAAGACCUCUGACCUUCUCCUGGGUGGGGGCUGCUCUUGACUCACUGGGCCCCUGGGCCCUUCGCUCCUCGGUGCUAAACCUCACCCUGAGGCCCCAGGACCACGGCACCAACCUCACCUGUCAGGUGAAACAGGAAGGAUAUACGGUGAUUACAGAGAGAACCAUCCUGCUCAAUGUGUCCUAUGCUCCUCAGUUGACCGUCAGAUUUUCCAAAGGAAACUCCACAGCCCUGAAGACCCUGAGCAACCACAUGUCACUGUCUGUCCUCGAGGGCCAGUUCCUGCUCCUGGUCUGCGAGGCUGACAGCAACCCCCCUGCCACGCUGAGCUGGUCCCAGGAGGGAAAAGCCCUGAGCCCCUCCCAGCGCUCAGCACCUGGGGUUCUGGAGCUGCCCCACGUAGGGGCUGCAGAUGGAGGGGUGUUCACCUGCCAGGCUCAGCACCCACUGGGCUCCCAGAACGUUUCCUUCAGCCUCUCUGUGCAGAGAAGCCCCCGUUCCUGCAAAUGUGUGGCUGAGGAGCAACAGGGCUCCUGGCCCCUGGUCCUCACCCUAAUCAGGGGGGCCCUCAUGGGAGCUGGCUUCCUCCUUACCUAUGGCCUCACCUGGAUCUACUAUACCAGGUAUGGAGGCCCCCAGAGAACAAGGCCGAGGUCCUGACUGAGCCUCCCUCCUCCUCAAGACGGAGCCAAGAUGGACAGACGUGGGACAUCAAUGUCAGCUGCUCCCUGGAAACUCUUGACUCCCACCUUGUCUCAGUCGGACCCAUGGGAUUUUGAUUUGUGGAGGUGACCAAGUGAUUACACGGAGAGUCAGUGCUAUUGAAAGAGGAUUUUUCUUCCUUACGUUUCCUUCCUUCCUUCCUUCCUUCCUUCCUUCCUUCCUUCCUUCCUUCCUUCCUUCCUUCCUUUCCUUUCCCUUCCUUCUUUCUUUCCAUUCCCUCCCAAAACAUCAUAAGAUACAGAAAAUAGAAAACAAGCAAUACACACCCCAAUGACUGUCCCCUUGUUUCUGCCCGUGCCUCUCCCAUUUCAGUUACCUUCUGUCUCCGUUUGGGUCCAGCUCCACUCAUCCCCACCACUCCAGUUCUUCUCUCUCCAUCCUCAGGCUCAGGAAGGUAAUGAACUUGGGGCCUUAUGCUCCCAUUGCCCAGACGUUAUCUGGUUAACGCCUGAGUUUCUGGUCUCCCAAACUCGCCUGUCAACGUAGACAUCGAUACACAGGAGGGUCAGGAGCUCAGGUCUCCCUCCUGGUGUAAAGAUGCCUACCUCAUAAUGAUUGUUUUAAAAUACCUCAACAUUUAAUUAUAAAUAAAAGUUUUAUUAAAUAAUACAACA